Strigops habroptila (Kakapo) is the source of this 2765-nucleotide messenger RNA. It is a transcript of the gene EXO1, whose product is annotated as exonuclease 1. Gene Ontology annotation, cellular component: nucleus. The record is from RefSeq and is a predicted model, not a curated record. Gene Ontology annotation, biological process: DNA recombination; mismatch repair. The coding region runs from base 131 to 2515 and encodes 794 amino acids. NCBI's taxonomy places the organism in Eukaryota, Metazoa, Chordata, Aves, Psittaciformes, Psittacidae. Gene Ontology annotation, molecular function: DNA binding; metal ion binding; 5'-flap endonuclease activity. The transcript is spliced from 14 exons.
CCUGAGCGCGCGCUGCUUGAAAACCCUAGGCGGCUUUCACGCGCCACGGCCGAGCGGAGCGGCGCAGCGCGGCGCGGGCGGGGCCGGCGCGUGGCAUCCCGCUCCUCCCGCAGCGAGUUCGGCCAACGCCAUGGGGAUUCAGGGCCUGCUCCAAUUCAUCAAGGAGGCCGCGGAACCUACCCACGUGAAGAAAUACAAAGGGCAGGCAGUAGCUGUGGACACGUACUGCUGGCUGCACAAAGGCGCUUAUGCUUGUGCUGAGAAGCUGGCCCGAGGAGAGCCAACAGAUGUUUAUGUAGCUUUUUGUAUGAAACUUGUUGAUAUGCUCCUCUCAUUUGGAAUUAUACCAAUUUUGGUAUUUGAUGGAUGCACCCUGCCUUCUAAGAAGGAAGUGGAAAAGGCCCGAAGAGAGAAGCGUCAAGCCAGUCUUCUGAAGGGGAAACAAUUGUUGCAGGAAGGGAGACUGUCAGAAGCUAGGGAAUGUUUUGGGCGCAGUGUGAAUGUUACGCAUGCUAUGGCUCAUGAAGUUAUUAAAGCUGCCCGAGCCCGGGGAGUUGAUUGUAUUGUUGCUCCUUAUGAAGCUGAUGCUCAGUUGGCUUAUCUUAAUAAAACUGGCAUUGUUCAAGCUAUAAUUACCGAAGACUCUGAUCUUUUAGCUUUUGGAUGUAAAAAGGUAUUUCUGAAAAUUGACAAGUUUGGAAAUGGACUAGAAGUAGAUCAAGCUCGACUAGGGAACUGCAAGCAGCUUGGAAAUGUAUUUACAGAAGAGAAAUUCCGCUACAUGUGUAUUCUUUCUGGUUGUGACUACCUCUCAUCAAUUCAUGGAAUUGGUUUAGCUAAAGCGUGCAAGUUACUAAAAUUAGCCAACAAUCCAGAUAUUAUAAAGGUUGUAAAGAAAAUGGGGCAGUACUUGAAGAUGAAUAUAACAGUACCAGAAGAAUACAUACAGGGUUUUACACGGGCCAAUAAUACAUUCCUUUAUCAGUUAGUUUUUGAUCCUGUCAACAGAAAAUUAGUUCCUCUGAAUGCAUAUGGAGAUGAUAUUGAUCCAGAAACACUAAUUUAUGCAGGACGACAUUUUGGUGAUGGUACUGCUUUUCAAAUUGCUAUUGGCAACAUUGAUAUCGACACAAUGGAACAAAUUGAUAAUUAUAACCCUGACACUGCACAGCCUGUGCGACAGAAAAGUUGUGGCUGGAAUGACAGGCCUGCUGAUCACGUAAAUAGCAUUUGGAGCAGAGACUACAAGCUUGGCCCUAAAGCAGAUACUGUUCCUCCUAAAAUGCAUUUACUAGAGAAACCAACAACCAAAGGCAUUGAGAAGAUAAUUAGUGUUAAAGGGCUAAAAUUUUCUGGCAAAGAGCUCUUAGCAAAAAGGCCAAGGAGUGAUUUAGAAGACAUCUCUGAUGGAGAUCUGUUGAGCCAAUAUUCGUUUUCAAAAGCAAAAAAAAUCAAGGAGAGUGAUCGUGAUGGCCAAACACAAAAGAGUGUCUCAGCAAUACAAAGCCUUGAUUCUUCAGGGAAUUCUGUCACUCAAGAAAGCGCUAACUCUCUGCCCACAGUUAGAAAUAAAUUUGCUUCCUUUCUACAAAGGAAAAACAAAGAGAAGGAUGCUGUAAUUGUUCCAGGAACAAGAAGCAGGUUUUUCUGCGAUGAUGCAAUUAUGUUUGACAGUAAAGCAAAGAAGGAUGGCUGUGAUCUAACUCAAGAUGCUGAGCAGGAUUGCCAGAAACAGCAAGUAGAACUUGAAGGAGAUGUUUCCCUGAUUUCAGAAACUGAAAAAUCAACGAGGACUAUCAUUACAUCUCCUGGAGAAACACAGAAAAACUGCUUCCGGUGGUUUAGCAGCCUUAUAACUAACUCGGGAAACCAUGGUCCAUCUCAUACUGUAUUUUCACAGCAGUUUCACCAACAGAGAAGCUACUGCAAGGUAUCCCAGGAAGGUCAGAUUAAUGGUGUACAAACAGAGAGUGGGGCAGUGUGUGACGAAUCGGAGGAAGAAUCUUCCCUCUUAACAGAACUGGAACAGUCAUCACAGUCUCAAAGGUCUUGUGAGCAAUCAGAAUGCAGUUUGGAGUCUUCAGAAAUACCGCAGUUCUCUAACAACCGUUCAGAUGCAGAAGACUCUGACUCCAAUUCAAAACUGGCUAAGUAUCAGUGUACAUGGUCUCCAGUAUUUUCUGCUCUUCAAACUGACAGAAAAAAUACGAUCAUAAAGACCAAGGUUCCUGGUUUACAUAAAUCCAGUUGUAUAGGGCCGCGUAUUGUACCAAAGCUCAAGCCAUUAAUACCAGCUAAAGUAAGCGGAUUAAGUAGGAAACAGUCACCUGUGCAGAAGAGAAAUCAUUGCGAUGCUGAAAAUACACUGGGACUGCAAGCCACCAUCAGUGAACUCCGGAAAAACUUCCAGUUUAAAAGAGAGUACGAAAACUUCCUUCUUGUAAAAAGUCGGAUCCAUUGUCUCCAAUCAAAGAUAAUAUACAGCUUACUCCGAAACAGAAGAAGAAAUCUUUAAUCAUCUGGAACAUAGUCAUGUGCAGAGGGCUAUAUUCCAAUGACCUGUAUGCUGUGCGCAAUAGGGUGCAAUUUCAAUCAUCAUAUAAAUUUACCUUCUGGAUAUUUCAUAUAUAUAGAAAAGAUUCUUAGAAAACCAACUAUAUUUUAGGCUGACUAGUGAUUUGUCAUCUCUUUUAUAAAAGUGUGAAUUGAAAAGUGCAGUUUUAUACUGACUGGAAUAAAAUCCUUCAGAUGCCUAUGUUCUCUUA